AAAAAAGAAAAUAAUUCAGCGGAUUCAGCCAACAAGAAUUCAGCCUUAGGCCACUAAAAGAACAACUGAAACACAAACAAUUUCGAGAUUUCGAGUUUUUUUAGACAUCAAAUUUUCCAAAAUUAAUUUUUGAUUUUCAGAAAAAGAUAAUUUUUUGGCGAAAUGGUUCUUUGCAAUUCAUCGGUGAUAGAAAAUACGUGCAAAUUUCUAAAUGCUAGCAACGUUGGCAAUUUGUCAAGCUCGGCAGAGCAGACUACCUUGAAGUCGAAGGACGGAAGCGUCUUGAAAGGUUUUGCCACGAUACUGGAAUCAAUCAUCAGAAGCCAGAGACCAAAUGAGUUUACCCCUUGUGGUGCUGAAGAGAUGGCCCAACUUCGACAGUGGCUUGAAUUUUGCAUUUGCGUGGUUAAUUAUGCUGAUAAGCAAGCAGCAUCCCUCAAGGAAUUGAAUGACCAUCUUUCGACUGUAAAUUACUUAGUGGGAAACCAGAUCUCAGUAGCCGAUGCAAUUCUUUACUUCAUUGUCCAUCCAAUUUUGACAAAAUCAACCAUGCACGAAAAGGAGCAACUCUGCCACAUCUCCAGGUGGUUUUCUACUGUUCAGCAACAUCCAAAAAUUCGUUCUUCAGAUGAAUACAAACUUAUUUCGUUCAGCCGGAACAUUUUGUACGGAAACGUAUCUAAACAUUGAUUGCAUUCUCAUUAAAAGUCAAUUUUUUAAUACGA
Messenger RNA from Neocloeon triangulifer, 725 nucleotides. It is a transcript of the gene AIMP3, whose product is annotated as eukaryotic translation elongation factor 1 epsilon-1. The transcript is spliced from 4 exons. The record is from RefSeq and is a predicted model, not a curated record. Gene Ontology annotation, cellular component: cytoplasm; aminoacyl-tRNA synthetase multienzyme complex; nucleus. Gene Ontology annotation, biological process: positive regulation of DNA damage response, signal transduction by p53 class mediator. NCBI's taxonomy places the organism in Eukaryota, Metazoa, Arthropoda, Insecta, Ephemeroptera, Baetidae. The coding region runs from base 163 to 690 and encodes 175 amino acids.